Lymnaea stagnalis (great pond snail) is the source of this 2144-nucleotide messenger RNA. The record is from the annotation of a GenBank genome assembly. NCBI's taxonomy places the organism in Eukaryota, Metazoa, Mollusca, Gastropoda, Lymnaeidae.
AUUGUAUCAGGCCAACUGCAGCAUGAAGUUCCUGAUAUUCACAACCAGACACUUGAUGGUCUCAACUUUGUGUGGAAUGACUUCAAGAGACAAGGUUAUGCCACAAUGUUUGCUGAGGAUGAACCACACCUCGGGGUAUUCAACCUGAGGCUGGGAGGCUUUGAUCAAAUUCCUACUGAUCACUAUAUGAGGUAUUUUUGGCAGGUAAAAAAAUGUGUUAAAAUGAAAAUGUUUGACCUCAUUCUGAAUGAUUAGCUUGUUUUUUUCCUUUACAACUAUGGUGAUAUGUAUGUAUAUAAGGCUGGUGGGUAGUGGUGUACCUUUCCUUAAAGCAGCACAUGGCUUACUUUCACUUUAAGCCACUUUGGCUCAUUCUUCUUAGCACACACUUUUAAUCAAGGAAUUAUUUCUUUCAAUUCUUACAAUUCCCUGGAUUAAAAUGUUGGAUUUGGAUCAUGAAACAAACAACAAAAAAAACAGGUGUUUUAAUAAUAUAUUUUAGGUAUUAUUAAAUUAAGGAUCUGCCAAACUUUCGUAGAUGAAAAUGACUAGGUGAGACAAAUUUUCCUGCCAAAUUGAAACUUUCUAUGUUAUGGACAACUUGGUUUAAAGUUGCCAAAUAAAUGUCGACACAGACAUACAUCAAGUUGCGGCAGGCUUGAUAAAAAUCUCAAUUAUUUAAAACUAGAUGGAGCCCACAAAACAUUGGCGACACCAGUGCCUGAACUUCCCAUCUACUAAAGCUGAACUUCCCAUCUACUAAAGUUACUUGCCAAAAAAGUGAACUGCGUUUAAAUAUAAAUAGAUUAGAUAAAUAAUAAUUAAAAUCAGAUAAAAAUUAAAUUUUAAAAAAUUGUAUGCAUUAUUUUGAUUGGUCUGUUUUAAAUCAUCUGACCCCUGACUGGUUUUAAAAGUAAAUUGUUUGUAAUCCAUUAAAAAGAAAUUGCACUGAGUGCCUUGUUAAUUGUUUCAGGCACAGAGAGAAUCUCACCUGAGGCAGGCUUGCAGUGAGCAGUUCUGCACGGGUCCAACACCUAAUCACCAGUAUCUCUUCCAAUACCUGGACGAUUUUUUUCUCAAAUAUCGCAACAUCUCCAGAUUUGCCGUUGGCUUCUCAGGAGAACUGAGCCACGAUGAGGUCAAUCCCUCUCAGUACUUGGAUUCCGACCUCCUGAAUUUUUUCCGGCGCCUCCGGAGAAAAGGUCAGUUGAAGGACACCGCCGUGAUAGUCUUCUCCGAUCAUGGCUCCCGGCGCGGUAAAGUUCGCAUGACGCUUCAGGGCAAGAUAGAGGAGCGGCUGCCAUUUUUGGCCAUUUACCUGCCAGAAGAUUUCAGGAAGAAGCACAGUGACCUGUACAGGAAUGUCGUGAUGAAUGCCGCCCGUCUUACCUCGCCGUUUGAUGUUCAUGAGACCCUUCUUGACCUGCUGGACUUGUCAACAGUAAAACACCAAACUUUUUUUUAUGUCUGUGUCCCUUAAUUAUUUUAAUGAACAUAGCACAUAUGGUAAAUACCUGUAUAUUUAACCAUUAUAUUACAACAAAAAAAAUAUGCAGCCCCAAUAGCAGAUUAUUUUGUAAAGGAUUUAGAGUAACUUGUUAGUACCAGAUCACUGCUUAACAGCUAUAAUAAUGUCAACAAAACUCAUAGAUACUGUAACAUAAUAAUGUCAACAAAGCUCAUAGAUAUUGUAACAUAAUAAUGUCAACAAAGCUCAUGGAUAUUGUAACGUAAUAAUGUCAACAAAGCUCAUGGAUAUUGUAACAUAAUAAUGUCAACAAAGCUCAUAGAUAUUGUAAUGUAAUAAUGUCAACAAAGCUCAUAGAUAUUGUAACGUAAUAAUGUAAAAAAAAUCUCAGAUAUUGUAACAUAAUAAUGUCAAAAAAGCUCAGAUAUUGUAACAUAAUAAUGUCAACAAAGCUCACGGAUAUUAGAACAUAAUAAUGUCAAAAAAGCUCAUAGAUAUUGUAACGUAGUAAUGUGCACACGGCACAUAGAUAUUGUAACAUUAAAGCAGCAUUGAACUCUCCUACUUUCUUUUCCUGCAGGUGUCCACAUCCAGAAGAGGAAUUAGCCUCUUGCGUGCCAUACCUGCUAACAGGACCUGUGCCGAGGCAGGCAUUGAAACACACUGGUCAGUUUGA